AUGGCACCUAAUGGAAAAGAUCCUAAAAAAACCACACAAUUUUCACAUACGAAUCAUGAUGAGAUUUUAGCUGUUUUUAAUCGCUACGCUCGUCAUGAACAUCUCGGUCAACGUUAUAUGACACCAACUGAAUUUUUACAAGAUUAUUUAGGUUAUUUAAAAGGUGAUAAUAUUGACCCAACAACACUAAACAUACUUGGAUCAUUGGUUGAUUUAAAUAAAAAUCAUAGAAUAACGAUAGACGAAUUCACUAAUUUUGAAUCAUUACUAGUAGCCUCCGAUUCAUUAUAUCGUCUUGCUUUUCAAUUAUUCGAUCGUCGUGGUCAAGGUUUUAUUACCUUUGACGAUUUUCAAUAUGUAAUAUCAGCAACAAAGCAAUUUAAAGAAUUUCCAUUUAAUUUUGAUUCGGACUUUGUUCGAAUGCAUUUUGGUGAAAAACGACAACGACAAAUAACAUAUAAAGAAUUUACACAAAUACUAUUGGAUUUUAUUGACGAACAAACAAUUCAAACAUUUUGUAAACUUGAUAACACAAAUCUUGGUUAUAUAUCAUUGAAAAAUUUUGAAAUUAUACUUAAAGAAUUACGACAGUAUCAAUUAUCUGAAUUUAUAUCGACACAUCUACAAGAUAUUGUGAAAUUAUCAUCAUCAGCGACAUUACCAAAUCAAAUAUCGUAUCCAUAUUUUACGGCUUUUCUACAAUUAUUAUCAAAUAUUGAAUCUAUGAGAAAAAUUUAUUUAGCUGUAUGUGAAAAAAAAGCAAGUACAUUUUCAUCAUCAACUAUAACAAAAGAAGAAUUUUUAACUGAAGCUCAACAUUUUCCACAUACAACUCCAUUACAAAUAGAUAUUUUAUUUGCUAUUACAAAUCAACUACAUCAGAAUAGUGUCGGUAAAGAAGUCAAAAGUGAAUAUAUUGAAUUUAAUGAUUUUGAUACAAUAUCGGCAAAAGAACAUUUAUUACCAUAUCGAUUACGAUCAGAGAUUGUUGAUGAACAUUAUAAAAUUGAACAUCAAACUAUUGUUAUGAAAAUUUUUGAAAGUGGUUAUCGAUUCGGAUUGGGUAGUAUUGCCGGUGCUGUUGGUGCUACAGCUGUUUAUCCUAUUGAUCUUGUAAAAACUCGCAUGCAAAAUCAACGAACUACAAGCAUUGUUGGUGAACGUCUCUAUCGAAAUUCUAUUGACUGUUUUAAAAAAGUUAUUCGACAUGAAGGUGUUUUUGGUUUAUAUCGAGGUUUAAUUCCUCAAUUGGUUGGUGUUGCACCGGAAAAGGCUAUUAAAUUAACUGUAAAUGAUUUUGUUCGUGAUCGAUUAACAUUAGCUGAUGGUACUAUUCCACUUUGGGCUGAAAUUAUGGCUGGUGGAUUAGCUGGUGCAUCCCAAGUAACAUUUACGAAUCCAUUAGAAAUAGUAAAAAUUCGUUUACAAGUUGCUGGUGAAAUUCAAUCUGUUCGUCGUCCUGCUGCUAGUGAAGUUGUACGUGAACUUGGCAUUCGUGGUUUAUAUAAAGGUGCUCGUGCUUGUUUUCUUCGUGAUAUUCCAUUUUCAGCUAUUUAUUUUCCUGCUUAUGCUCAUAUGAAAAAACGUUUUGCUAAUGAACAUGGUUAUAAUGAUCCAAAGAGUUUAUUUUUUUCUGGUCUUCUUGCUGGUAUACCAGCAGCUGGUCUUUGCACACCAGCUGAUGUUGUUAAAACACGUUUACAAGUGCAAGCUAGAAAAGGACAAACAAAAUAUAAUGGUUUAACAGACGCUUUUAAAAAAAUCUAUAUCGAAGAAGGAUGGACAGCUUUUUGGAAAGGUGCUGGUGCACGUAUGCUUCGUUCAUCACCACAAUUUGGUGUUACUUUGCUUACUUAUGAACUUCUUCAACGUUCGUUUAAUGUUGAUUUUCAAGGUAGAAAAUUAGAAGGAUCGAAGAAUGUCGAUCAAGCACAAUAUUCGCCGAAAUCACGUGCAUCUAUUAUACUUUCAAGUAAUCCCGAUCAUGUUGGUGGAUUUCAUUUAGCUCAAGCAACAUUUGAAGGUAUUGAAACACGCUUUGGUUUGGCUUUUCCAAAAUAUAAAAAUGCAACAUCGAAUGAACCAUCACCGUCAGUUCCUUCAUUAACUAAAUUACUAGGGGUUACUUCACAAGUUAAUACAUAA
Messenger RNA from Rotaria socialis, 2145 nucleotides. Lineage: Eukaryota; Metazoa; Rotifera; Eurotatoria; Philodinida; Philodinidae. The record is from the annotation of a GenBank genome assembly.